Messenger RNA from Acanthoscelides obtectus, 1470 nucleotides. The record is from the annotation of a GenBank genome assembly. NCBI's taxonomy places the organism in Eukaryota, Metazoa, Arthropoda, Insecta, Coleoptera, Chrysomelidae.
AUGGCACCGAAGAAACCAAAAGCCAAUGUAAAUGAGGAGAACAGUUUGUUAGGUAGUUUGGAUGAAAGUGAGUCACCACAGUGUAGUGAGUUAAAAAAUAUGGUGAAUAACUUAGCAGAUGAUUUCAAAAGGUUACAGACGUCUUUAUCUGGGGGUAGUAGGCAAUAUGUUGGUCUGUGGAGGGACCUGGGGGGUCACACUUUGACAUUUGUGCCUAAUGGACCAGUGCAUCCAAUGAACUUUUUAAGAAAAAUUAUGCAUAUCUUGGAUGAGGCUGGGGUGCCUGAAACCGCAAGGUUAAAACUAGUAACAGGGUGUUUGAGGGGCUCGGCUGCUGAGUGGGCGGAAAUCAAGGAGGAUUCUUUUGACUCAUUUCAGAGUUUCAUUGAUGCUUUCAUGGAUAGGUACUGGGGGGUUAAAGAACAACGUGCAUUGUACUAUGAAAUAAAGUAUGGUAAAUUUCGAUCAGGUAGCAGGGCAGAUUAUGUUCUCCGGAUGGCAAAACUAGCCAGUUUUUUGACAGACAAGAUUUCUGAGAGUGAGUUAGUGAGGUUUUUGUCACAGCAUUUUACACAAGAGCCAGAGAUUCAUAGGGCGGUUUUAAUUCAAAAUAUGAAAACCAUAGAGGAACUUGAAGGAUUUCUAAGAAAUUUAGAUGAGGUUGAUGCUACUAGUCGUGAUAGAAGAAAUGAAGGGAGAGGGGGGUACAACCCACCAAAUCAUAAUGGUAAUCGAAAUUUUAGGCAAGAUGCUCAGGGAGAAAAUAACAGAAAUGAUCAGGAUAGGGCUAUCAGAUUUAUAGAUGUGGGAGAGGAUUUAUUGAGUGAAAUUGAGGAUGGUGGAGAUGGUGAUGAAGGACACCAGAUGAUUUCCUCAACUGUGAAAGGUAAUGUUUAUGGUGAAGAAGUAAACAUAUUACUAGACUCAGGUAGUCAAUGUUGUGCGAUAUCUGAUGAAUUUUACAAGAAAAUAAAUUCUGAUGAAAAUGGGAUAUUGGUAUUGCCGGUGAACAUGCUGGUAAAAAAAUGUGGACUAGUGGGGACUAAUGCAGUUUCUUGCAUAAUUGAUGGAUUACCCAUACCACUGCAAGCUAACGCCAAAGCGGGGAACUAUGAAUCACCAGACGAGCUGUUCUACGGGUUCCUUAGCAAAGUAGAGAGUUUUCGCGAGUCGCCAGCUAAGAGAAUGGGUACCACAGAAAAUUUUGAUCUACAACCUAGUACAUCUGGACAAUUGACAUUUAGGAAAGUAGGUUAUCAAAAGUUUGGUGGGCCUUAUAAAAUCAAGAAGGUUUUGGGAAAUGAUAGAUAUGAAAUAACAUCUUUGGAGGGCUUGAAGGGGUAUAAGAGAUUUAGAGCUAUAGUAGCUGCGGAUAGCUUGAGAGAAUGGAAAGGUGGUGUCGUUGAUAUUACAGAAAGUGAAAGCGAGGUCAAUAGUACAGAUGAGCUGAUUGAUUUGUUAGAAGGUUAG